Molecule: messenger RNA, 2258 nt
Organism: Erpetoichthys calabaricus (reedfish)
Lineage: Eukaryota; Metazoa; Chordata; Cladistia; Polypteriformes; Polypteridae
Product: oocyte zinc finger protein XlCOF6.1-like
Exons: 3
Coding region: 289-1623 (444 amino acids)
Biological process (GO): regulation of transcription by RNA polymerase II
Molecular function (GO): DNA-binding transcription factor activity, RNA polymerase II-specific; RNA polymerase II cis-regulatory region sequence-specific DNA binding
Source: RefSeq, a predicted model, not a curated record
UGCACACAUUCCUGUGUAUAUCUCAACUCCAUUAAACUAAAAUAGAAGAAAUGCAUUAAGAAUACAGUUUAGACCGUUUGGUGUGGUGUGCGAGUUGUCCAGCAGGACCUCUAUGCAGAUUCGUGCGACUGUGAAGGAAAUGAGCGCCUGUAAAAGAUAAAUUGGAAACUGCCUUUCCAGUUGCAACAUGUCCCUCUGUGAAGUGUGUCCCAGACUCUUAGUAAUGAGAAGAAGAAAGACCAAGUCAUAAAAAAAGAGGAAAACAUCAUUCCAGACAAACCAGAUGCCAUGGAACAAAGAAUAGUUUACAUUAAAGAAGAGAACUGUGAUAGGGAAUCUGACCACCUUGCACGCAGGGCUUAUCAUGUCAAGCUAGAAGAUUGUGUUGAGUUUAGGGAUGACAAUGCUGAGCAGGGAACUGUCAGCAUUAAAGGUGAGGAUUCUGAACACGUGUUCAUCAGCCUUAAAACAUUUAACGGUGAAACUGAAGACAUGUCUUCAGAAAAUGACUUUAAUUUAAUGAAGUGGUCUACAUUGAAAAUGGAGGCAACAGAUUUAGGGUCUACUUGGCCCUCUCCUGAACAGCAUUAUCUCCUUGUGAAGUCUGAGUCGGUGAUGUUUAAGGACGAUUUGGAUGAAGAAAUGUGCUACAGGUCACCUGAAAAAAAUUUGCAAGCAUAUGGCAGCUGCUACCUGUCUUCAUCUGAUGUGGAUUCUCCUCAUGAUAACUCUCAGCAUAUGAAGAAAAUGACAUCAGAGCCUUUGAAGUCAGUAACAUUACCUCAUGGUAACCUGAUAAAUAUGGGAGAUUCUGGAAAGACUCAAGGACAGAUGCACAAUUUAAAGCCAGCAGGUUUAUGUAACUGCCAGGAAUGUAAGAAGGAUUUUAAAUGCAAAUGUAAUUUCAAAGAUGACCAAAUCAUUAAUUCUGAGAAGAAGCCAUAUGCCUGCACUGAAUGUGGCAGACAAUUCUCACGCAAAAAUAGCCUUCAGGUGCAUACCAGAAUUCACACUGGGGAGAAACCAUAUUGCUGUACGGAAUGUGGAAAGCGAUUCUCACAGGUAAGCAAUUUUCAGGUGCACACCAGGAUUCACACUGGAGAAAAGCCACAUUCCUGUUCUGAAUGUGGUAAACAGUUCUUACGCUUAAGCCAUCUUCAGACUCAUGCUAGAAUUCAUACUGGAGAGAAGCCAUAUUGCUGUUCUGAAUGUGGGAAAAGAUUUACACAAAUAUGCAGUCUUCAGAUGCAUACAAGAAUUCACACUGGGGAAAAGUCACAUUCCUGUUCUGAAUGUGGCAAAGGAUUUUCACGCAAAAGUACGCUCCAGAUGCAUGAAAGAAUCCACACUGGAGAGAAGCCAUAUCGUUGUCCAGAAUGUGGCAGAUGUUUUUCACAAAUCUGCAGUCUUCAGAAGCAUAAAAUAGUUCACAGUGGAGAAAGGCCAUAUUGUUGUUCUGAGUGUGGCAAACGAUUCUCGCAAAUAUGCAGUCUUCAAAUGCAUACCAGAAUUCACACUGGUGAGAAACCCUAUUGCUGUUCUGUGUGUGGCAAAGGAUUCACACGCAGAGGCAGUCUUCAUUUACACACAAAAACUCACAGAGGACAGAAGCCAUUUGGCUGAAGUGACUAAGGAAAAUGAUGCUUGAAAACAAUUUGUCUUGAGAAAUACUGAAGAUUUCACACUGGAAUGGUUGUUUUGCUUUUCUGACUGGGACAGAAGAAGCACAGAAAUAAUCCUUUUUCCAUAAAUUGAAUUUGAGAGAACAAGGAUGAUGUAAGGUCAUGUCAAGAGCAGAAGAUUUCUUAAUUGUGUUGCACCUUCAAAGAGGAGAGUAACACAAUCAUUUAAAGGGAAAUUCAAGUCACUGUCAAAGACAAAGAAACUAACAGGGAAGAGGUUCAGAGUAGAAUAGUUAAGAGACACAUAACAAUGUGUUGAUAUGAGAGAACCUUUCAUUUACACUCUUUAGAGGCAUAAGGGUAAUCUCUGAAGGAGGGUAUUCAAAACUCGUAAUAAAUUAUUAACACAAAGGACAGGUAGAUGAACAGCUCAAAAGAGGAAAAAAAAAUUGCAGACCCCAGUGUGAAGUCACAACAGAAGAGAAAGCAAACCAAAACUUGCAAUCAGCCAGAUAUCAGUGGCUCCAGAUUCAUCGCCGCACUCUGACUAACAGAAGCAGCAUCUCUGAGUCAGGAUAUGGAGCAUAUCAGUGAGCAUGGGAAGAAUAUGCCUACAUUUAGAGAAAAAAAAAGAAA